Phymastichus coffea is the source of this 927-nucleotide messenger RNA. RefSeq lists its product as uncharacterized. The record is from RefSeq and is a predicted model, not a curated record. Bases 1 to 927 code for a protein of 308 amino acids. The transcript is spliced from 5 exons. Gene Ontology annotation, molecular function: sequence-specific DNA binding. NCBI's taxonomy places the organism in Eukaryota, Metazoa, Arthropoda, Insecta, Hymenoptera, Eulophidae.
AUGGUUAAAAAGUGCUGCAUUCCCAACUGCAGAUUGCAGAAAGAUGAUCCUGACUGUUUAAAUUUGAAUUUCUUUCGAGUACCGAAAGAUGAGGAUUCACGAAAUGAAUGGGCUAAUAGCAUAAAAAAGUAUUUUAAGACUGAAAUAGAAUUUAAAAUAUAUUCUUAUGUUUGUGCUAUGCACUUUGAACCGUCAUGUUUCAACUAUGGAGGUUUAUCUAAAGUAGUAAGGCUUAAAAAGGGGACAUGUCCAACGAAAUUUGGAAAAGCGGAGCAAAAUAAACCAAUACAAAGUUCAUCAGAUACAAAUAAUUGUGAUUUACUUAGUAACGAAAUAGAUUUUUCCUCAAAAGUGAGUAUGGUUCCAUCAUCUACAAGUUCAACGAAUGAUGCCAGCAUCACUAAAGACCUUUAUGAAAACAAUUUUGAUACAAGACAAUUAGAUGAUUGUCAGUUACCAAACGUAGAAGAUAAUUAUAUGGAUCCAGAGCAAGUUGCGAUAGAAAGUGAUGUAAAUAGGAGUUUUUCAGAUUCAAGUAAUGUUGUUCAAAAGGGAGACAUUGAAAGAAAUACUUUUAGGAAAUCAAUAGUUAACGUAAAUUUAAAUUUAAUAGACUUAAAAAAUACUAACAUUGUACGAAGAUUAUUGGAGAAUGCACAGUCAGAGGUUAGACGUUUACGUAGACAGAGAAGAGUCCAGUCAAUGAGAUUACAUCGUGCAAAUAGAAAAGUGAAAAGUAGUAACUCGCUGAUUUUUCAUGUGAGGCAACGCAAUUUAAUAUCUGAAAAGGUUUCAGAAGUCUUAAAAGAUACCUUACCACCACAAGCAAGCGAUAUAUUAAAAUGCUUACUGAAAAAAAAAAAAACAAAAACGAUCUUUACGAUCAUUUGCUACAACAUUGCACUUUUACUCACCAAAAGCGUAUAA